Messenger RNA from Protopterus annectens (West African lungfish), 6054 nucleotides. RefSeq names its product dual specificity tyrosine phosphorylation regulated kinase 1A (gene DYRK1A). Gene Ontology annotation, cellular component: nucleus. The transcript has 16 exons. The coding region runs from base 945 to 3350 and encodes 801 amino acids. The record is from RefSeq and is a predicted model, not a curated record. NCBI's taxonomy places the organism in Eukaryota, Metazoa, Chordata, Ceratodontiformes, Protopteridae. Gene Ontology annotation, molecular function: protein serine/threonine/tyrosine kinase activity; protein serine/threonine kinase activity; ATP binding. Gene Ontology annotation, biological process: positive regulation of DNA-templated transcription; peptidyl-threonine phosphorylation; protein autophosphorylation.
UUUAAAUUAUUUUCUUCCCGCCCGGGUAGUAUUAACAAGUAUAGUUUCUGGUUUUAUUGUAUAUUUUUAGAAAUGUGCAUUUAUAUACUGCGAGUGCUGAAUAUAACAGGUGUCCUUUCCUUUUAAUAUGGGGUGCCCAUGGAAGUUGCUCCCCUCCCCUUCUCUUACUGUGCCGGGCCGGUUCGCUGCGCAGGUUUGGAACGCGCGCCAUUUUGUGAAAUUUACAAAAAAAUCUUCCUUUUAAAAACGGGACUAAUGGAUAUCUAUAAGUGGAGUUGGAUUUUAAUGUUACAACAUAAGGAUUUACAAUUACGUCUGUAAUCAUGGGAUUUAUUCGAUGGGGAACACUGCUGUCUACAGUGGUAUUUUCUUAGUUUAUAAUCAGUUUUUGGAGGCGCUGUUGAUUUGUAAAUUGAAGACCUUGUCGGAAUCUGGAUUGCUUAUAGAAGCAUUAGAUUUGUCUUGCUGACUUAAGACUUAAAAACAUUUGAAGGGGAUUUUAUAAGUUCUGGAAGAUUAGCAAACCCGAGACCGGUCUGUCUUAAAAAAAGAAGAAAGAAUUUCAUGUCCGGCUUGAGUUAAAAGUAUCAGAGAUGCCAUUUCAAAUCUUACAACAUAAAAUCAUAGAUCUACAACAAAGGGGCAGGAUUGACAGUGGAAUGCACUGAAUCCUUACUGCAACUUAAAUCGGAUUGACAGCUGGAUUCAGGGAAGUUGCAGAUUAUCAGAAGAAGGGAGGUAAUGAUUUUAUUGGCGGAGAAUUGUAGAGCAUCACAAAUAUGUGCGUAGUAGACUGGACAUCUGCAAAUAUGAAUAUGGUUGAGAGAGCUCCGAUGUUGUGGUUUGCUUCUGAACUGUCCAUCUGGAUUAUAUGAGAUUUGAAAGAGGAACAUGCAUACCGGUGAGACUAGAACCUUCAGCAUCCUGAAGUGUACCUUUCAUCUAUGUCUUCACCGCAGAAAAUUGCCAAUAAGUGCGACCGUGGUAGCCAACUCCCUCCAAAGGAUUUUCACAGUUCAGAUAAGAAUUGGAAUCUUUCUAUUGGAUCUGAAACUCCUUCUGCAGUUCUAGGGGACAUUCUAACAUGCAAACCUUCAUCUGUUCGACUUGCACCCUCAUUUUCAUUCCAUGCUGCUGGCCUUCAGAUGGCUACACAGAUACCACACACUCACCAGCAGUACAGUGAACGCCGCCAGCAGAACAUAAGUGACCAGCAAGUUCCUGCCUUAUCCUAUACUGACCAGUUACAGUCACCCAUAACAAACCAGGUGAUGCCCGAUGUUGUCAUGUUGCAAAGGCGAAUGCCCCAAACCUUUCGUGACCCAGCCACUGCUCCUUUGAGGAAACUUUCACUUGAUUUAAUCAAAACAUAUAAGCAUAUUAAUGAGGUGUACUAUGCAAAGAAGAAAAGGCGGCACCAGCAAGGCCAGGGGGAUGACUCUAGUCACAAAAAGGAAAGGAAAAUUUACAAUGAUGGCUAUGAUGAUGAUAACUAUGAUUACAUUGUAAAAAAUGGAGAAAAAUGGAUGGACCGGUAUGAAAUUGAUUCAUUAAUAGGCAAAGGUUCUUUUGGUCAGGUUGUAAAAGCUUAUGACCGGGUGGAGCAGGAAUGGGUCGCAAUCAAGAUCAUAAAGAACAAGAAAGCAUUCCUCAAUCAAGCCCAGAUUGAAGUUCGACUCCUUGAGCUCAUGAACAAACAUGAUACUGAGAUGAAAUACUACAUAGUUCAUCUGAAGCGCCAUUUCAUGUUCCGAAACCACCUCUGUCUGGUUUUUGAGAUGUUAUCCUACAACCUUUAUGACCUGCUGCGUAAUACCAACUUCCGUGGUGUUUCUUUGAAUCUAACGCGGAAAUUUGCCCAGCAAAUGUGCACUGCAUUACUGUUCCUUGCCACACCAGAACUGAGCAUUAUUCACUGUGACCUAAAACCAGAGAACAUUCUACUUUGUAACCCAAAACGUAGUGCUAUCAAAAUAGUUGAUUUUGGUAGUUCCUGCCAGCUGGGACAAAGGAUAUACCAGUACAUCCAAAGUCGGUUUUACCGAUCUCCAGAAGUACUGCUGGGAAUGCCUUAUGACCUUGCUAUUGAUAUGUGGUCACUUGGGUGCAUUUUAGUAGAAAUGCAUACAGGUGAGCCAUUGUUCAGUGGUGCAAAUGAGGUGGAUCAAAUGAACAAAAUUGUUGAGGUAUUAGGCAUUCCUCCUGCUCACAUACUGGACCAGGCACCAAAGGCGAGGAAGUUUUUUGAGAAACUGCCGGAUUCCAUAUGGACUGUUAAGAAGACCAAAGAUGGAAAAAGGGAAUAUAAACCACCUGGCACAAGAAAACUUCACAACAUUCUUGGAGUAGAAACUGGAGGUCCUGGGGGACGUCGAGCUGGGGAGUCGGGCCACACUGUAGCAGAUUACUUGAAAUUCAAGGACCUUAUUUUAAGGAUGCUUGACUAUGACCCCAAGGCUCGAAUUCAACCUUAUUAUGCUCUUCAGCAUAGUUUCUUUAAGAAAACUGCUGAUGAAGGGACAAAUACAAGUAACAGCGUUUCAACAAGUCCAGCUAUGGAGCAAUCCCAGUCAUCAGGAACAACUUCUAGUACAUCUUCAAGCUCAGGUGGCUCUUCAGGGACAAGUAACAGUGGCCGAGCAAGGUCGGAUCCAACACAUCAACAUCGGCAUAGUGGUGGGCAUUUCAGUGCAGCUGUCCAGCCUAUGGAUUGUGAGACACACAGCCCACAGGUUCGGCAACAGUAUCCCCAUGCAGUUGGCUGGACAGGAAGUGACGCCUCUUCACAGGUCACAGUUGAAACCCAUCCAGUACAAGAAACCUCCUUUCAUGUAGCACCUCAACAACAGAACAUACUGCAUCAUCAGUCUGGCAACAGUGCUCACCACCACCACCAUCACCACCACCACCACCAUCAUCAUCAUGGACAAACCCUGGGCAGCAGGAUUAGGCCAAGAAUCUACAACUCUCCAACAAACAGCUCCUCUACUCAGGAUUCCAUGGAAGUGGGCCACAGUCACCAUUCUAUGACAUCCUUGUCUUCCUCAACUACAUCUUCCUCCACAUCAUCAUCAUCUACUGGUAAUCAAGGAAAUUUGGCCUACCAAAAUCGUCCUGUGGCUACUCAUAACUUAGAAUUUGGACAGAAUGGCACAGUGGACAUGAGUGUGUAUUCUAAUCCACGUCAAGAGACUGGCAUAGUUGGACAUCCUUCUUACCAGUUUCCAACAAGUACUGGGCCAGCUCAUUACAUAACUGAAGGACAUUUAUCAAUGAGGCAAGGGAUUGAUAGGGAGGAGUCUCCCAUGGCAGGUGUUUGUGUCCAGCAGAGUUCUGUGGCAAGUUCGUGACUAACAUGAAACUGGAUUUGUUUCUUGUGUGCUUUUUUUAGAGGUGAUGUUCCCCCAAAAAAGUGCAUUGAGAUCAAAGCUGCUUGACCAGGAGAAGACAACAAAGCUGAAGCGCUACAGGAGUGCAGAGCUGAUUUUUUUACUCACAAAUUGUGAAAACAAAAUGCUAGGGGGACAGUUAAGAGAAAAUGUUUAUAAAAAGAGCUAUGUCCAAACCCACCUCAUACUUCACAUGCUGGUUCUUUUGCCAGCAUUAUAUUUCCUGCUGCCACUUUAUCACAAGGUGACCCUCAGUGCAUAAGGUUUUAUAUUGUUUAACAAUGCUGAAGUUCUCAUAUUAGCUCAGUGGCCAUCGGUAAAAAGAAAUGUACAAAAAAAAAACCUGCACAAAACUUGCUAGCAGUAGACCCCUAAUAACUCCUCCUUGCAUUUAGCAGUUAAGGCAGUCUUUGCAAAGUCCUCCAGAAGAGAUGGGUACAGAAAUGCAAAGUAGAGGAACCUGCAGUGAUUACAGCAUUGCACAUCCAGCAGAGGUAAUAAGGAGACAGGUGAAAAGAAGUAUUUAAGGCACAUGAAGCAUGCAAAGUGGCGGUAAUAAACCCACCCCCCCAGUUGUCUGAGGAUCAAAGCAGCGAUUGUGUUCAUAAUUUGAUAGUCUCAUCAGAUGCUUGGGCAACAUGUGCUGGGACAUGAUUACUGAGAUGUAGAUGCACUGAGAAGCAGUCAACAGGUUGGUCUUAGCCAGUCCUGGGGAGGUCUGAGUGGUAGUCUUUACGGUAACCGUUGGCCUUACAAAUACUGGACUCUAGACUGAAGAGCCUGGAUAUACCAUUUCAGAUGCAAUCAUCUAUUAGGAUAUCCUAAUGGAGAUAGUUCUUAAUGCUUAACACAAAGAGACUGGGUAACUCAAGAGGCCUUUCUUUAAAUUGACUUAAGUGACCACUUCCCAGCACCACCAUGCUUGACACUAGGGUAUCAAAAGGUCACACUGCGCAAGGCACAAAAUUGACUUCCUCAUUGGUUGAAGGUCACAGUAGUUUGCAUUUGACGGAGCUAGCUACAACUGUGUCCCUGCCCGCUUUUUACUUGCUUUGUUUUUGCUUUUUUUUUUUAUUUUUUUUUUUUUUUUUUUAAUUCUUCAGCACGUGGUUUCUCCACCAGUAACUUCUGCACAACAAUGUCUUCUGUUCCUCCAGAACUUUUUUUAAUGCAGAAUUUUAUGUGACUGCUUUUUUGCCUCACAAUUAUGCUGUGAAUUUUACAAGAAUUUAUUUUCCUUUUUGAUAAUUUAUUGUACCAAAGCUGUUUUAUAGCACAUAGAUGUCUGUAACCAAUAAUGUAGCAGUUCUGCACUUUGACAUAAGGUGUAUCUAUAGACCUUUCUAAUGUCAUUAAAUUAUGGCUGUACCUGUUUGAAGAAAACUGGAACUAUUGCAGAACUCGCAUCAGGUAAAUUUGCAGUACCCUGUUUAUGGAGCUCUACAGUAUCCCUUCAUAUCCAAGAUAUGAAUACCUUAAGUAAGUCAAGGUGUGUUCCCGAAUUCAGAAAGCAGAUUUGGCUGGAUUCUGGUGUAUUAACAGAUUGUUAGAAGGAGCCCCCUUGUACAGGAGAGUGUUCAAGAACGUGGUAUCUGACCAUAGAGCACAUACUAUACUGAUGAUCAAAAGGCUAGCGAGCUGUUUUUCUAACUGGUGCCUGAUUUACUAGGUUAUGCUGCCUUAAUUUAAGAGUCAACUUGGCAGUUGGAUGGACUUUUAACCUCAACCCCCCCCCCCAAAGAAAAUUUGCCAUUUGUCUACUGUAACAACUGCAGUGUUACACUUAGAAUGAGUAAUGUGGCUAUUCUGAAACCGUGUUCAGUAAUUUAAGCCAUGUUAACUGGCUGUUUUAUGUCAGCCGAACUGUGGCUCAGCUGUUGCUUUUACACCCUUCUGUGAUUGUGAUAACUGCAUCUUGUAUUGAUUUUUUUUAGUUGCAUUUGCCACAUAUGUUAGGGGUAGGGGUUGUUAAAAGUUGGCAUUUGUUUCCAGAAUAUCUGGAUUAAGUAUUGCCUUCUGUUUGUGGCAGGCCAAGUUGUUACUUGCAAUGCAGGGUCUCUUACACAUCAUACAGCUGAGUUGUUACUUGAAAUACAGGGUCUUUAAAUAUGUUCACUCUGCAUCAGAAAGUGAUCUAACUUAUGUGAUUAAACAGUUUCCCAUCUAAAGGGUAUAUCUCUGUGAAUGUUAAAUAUGAGAACUUAUGUUCAUAAAAUAUAUUUUUGAAGAAAAAAAGUUUUAAACAAAAGGGGUGGGUCUUGCUAUAUAAAGUUGUUACUAUAUAAAGUUGGUGCGUUUCCCCAUUGAAGCAUAGUCAGCCACUGUAUUACCUGCAAGAAUAUGGCCCAGAUAAUUUUUUAUCAGUGAUUGCUUGCAGUUUUGCCAAGAAUCACUGGUAAAAUCUACCAAUAAAAAAAAAAAAAAGACAGAUCCCCUGAAGUAUAACUCAUUUUCAGUCCAGUUUUGCGUGCUUUACUACACAGUUUGGUUACAAGACUUCUGACUGUGCAUUGUAAACAUAAACAGCAUGGAAAAAAAGGUUACGUACCUGUGUUCAUAUGUAAGAUCUAGUCCAGACUUGCUGUGUAUAUGUAAUAUGUUAAAUGACAAAAACAAGCUCUUUGUAUUAUAGUCAUGCAGUCUUAUGAUAAAUAAUUGAAUAAUU